AUGGCGAUUGGUAAUACCUCUGAUUCUACUGGAAUUGGUAAUGGAGAUAACACUUCUGCUCUGACUCCGAUCGAUUCGAACAAUCCCCUGUAUAUGCAUCCAUCUGAUAAUCCUGGUGCGAUGCUCGUACCAAUGCAGUUCACUGGACUUGGUUAUCCUUCAUUGAGGCGUAGUGUUUUGCGAUCACUGUCUGUGAAAAACAAAUUAGGAUUCAUUACUGGUGAAUGCUCACGCCCUAGAUCUGAUCACCAUACCUACAGACAAUGGGAGAGGUGUGACGAUAUUGUUACGUCAUGGAUUUUGAAUUCAUCGUCCAAGGAGAUUGCAGAUAGCGUUGAAUAUGUUCAGAAUUCUGCUGAGCUCUGGAAAGAGUUGGAGGAUAGAUACGAGCAAACGAAUGGAGCAAAUUUGUAUCAAAUUCAGCGGGAAAUCAAUGAUUUGUCUCAGGGAUCCCUCGACAUCACAGCUUAUUACACAAAGUUGAAGAAACUUUGGGAGGAACUUAGCACUUUGAAUGUCAAAACUCAAUGUACUUGCAACUGCGUUUGUGGACUAAAAGAAAGUGUUUACAAGGGUGAACAGGAUAGAAGAUUAGUUCAAUUCCUAAUGGGACUCAAUAAGAUUUAUACAGCAAUACGUGGUAGUAUACUUAUGAUGAAUCCACUACCCUCUAUGGCACAAGCAUUUUCUCUGUUAGUUCAGGAUGAACACCAAAGAGAGAUCAAACCUUCAAAUCAUCUUACUCUAGAUUCGACUGUUUUGCAUGCUGGGACUGAUAAGCCCACACACUAUAAAACCAAUUACUCCACCAACAAUUUGAAGUAUAAGGACAGGAUUUGUAAUUACUGUAAGAAAACUGUCCAUCUCAUGGAAAAAUGCUAUCAACUUCAUGGUUAUCCACCUGGUCAUCUGCUCCAUGGUUCUUCACCUGGUCACAUUAACAACAGUCAAAACUCCAAUUUCAGUCUUAACCAAAAUAGGAACACUCAAUCAGCUCAAAGGUCUAACACAACUAGAGCACCUGCACGAUUCAAUCAAUACCCUCACACACCUGGUUAUGGCAGAGGAAAUGGGGGUAAGGCAGUGGCAAAUGCUAACUGUGCAGCUGAUCUAAACAUUGGGAAGGGACUAACAACAAGUACUACAGGUGAAGAAAUGUUCAAUGUGAAUCUUACAAAGGAAGAAUAUGGUCAUCUCCAGGCUGCACUCCAACAUUUCCAGAAGGAUUAUGAUGCUGAGUGUCCCCCCACCAAUCAAGCUUUUACUAAUGGUACAGUUGAUUUUGCAGGUACAAUAAUUUGCACUUCUUCUAUAGAUUCUAGCAAACUGUCUUGUGCAUGUUCCAAAAACAAGUCUGAGUCGUGGAUAUUAGACUCAGGAGCUUCGAACCAUAUGACUUUCAACAUUUCCCUCUUACACAAUGUUACCACCCUUCCAUAUCCAAUCCUAGUAGAUUUACCAAAUGGCUAUAAAGUUAAGGUGACUCAGAUUGGAAGUGUAGCAUUAGGACCCAUGAUUAGCCUAGAAAAAGUCUUGUUUGUGCCAUCUUUCAAGUACAAUUUGAUUUCUAUUAAUGCCAUGAGCAUGCAGUCCACUGCACUAUCAGUUUCACUAAAACUUCAUGUGUUAUGCAGUCCCUUCAAUGAAGAGGCCUCUGGUCAUUGGUAG
Solanum verrucosum is the source of this 1668-nucleotide messenger RNA. RefSeq lists its product as uncharacterized. The record is from RefSeq and is a predicted model, not a curated record. The transcript has a single exon. Bases 1 to 1668 code for a protein of 555 amino acids. Lineage: Eukaryota; Viridiplantae; Streptophyta; Magnoliopsida; Solanales; Solanaceae.